Molecule: messenger RNA, 2778 nt
Organism: Lecanosticta acicola
Lineage: Eukaryota; Fungi; Ascomycota; Dothideomycetes; Mycosphaerellales; Mycosphaerellaceae
Source: the annotation of a GenBank genome assembly
AUGGCCGCGACGACGGAAGGUCAGGCUGAUGUGAUCGAGUAUGCCUCCUCCUCCUUCGCCCACGGGAAUGAGCUGGAGGGUUUGAGGCGGGAAUUCACGCGGACGCCGAGACCGUAUCUGUAUUCGCAUGAGGGGGAGAGAGGCGAAGAUAAAGGGGAAGGGGAAGAGAAGGAGGCCGGUGGUAGUAGCAGUGGUGGAGAAAGCGAGGAGGAAAAGAGCAGUAGUCAGAGCGGGACGGAAGCGGACGACGAACGACCCUAUGCGCAUUCUUUCGUGAAAGCCUUGCCGCCUUCCUCCGCGCGGCCGCGGAAGGGGUUGAAGACGGGGGAGGAGAGGGAGGAGGUGUUGUUGACGCCUAGUCAGUUGGACGAGAAGGAGAGGAAGGUGCAGGGGUAUUUUGAGUUUGAGAAAGAGGACGAGGAAGAGGACGAGCAGAGGCAAGAGAGGGAAGAAGUCAGGAGGAGGCGGUAUGGCGAGUUUGUCAGGAGGACGAGCGAGGUUGCUCUCAUGGGGUUGAUACUGGUCAUUGUGCUCUGCGGGAAGGGAGUCGGACAGACGGCGUGGUUCUGGAAGCGAGAACUGCUGUGUCAUUUUGGGACGAUUGCCUUGCUGGUCCUGGCUUAUCCCAUCAAGCUGUCGAUUGUGGACACGCAGGCGCCCCAUACGAAACUCUCGCAGAGGUUCAGAGUUCCCGCUUCGUUUGAUCCGGCUACGGUUCUCUAUCCUCCCCUACUGCCAGUGCUGGUCGCUCUCUCCGUGGCGCCGGCGAAUCCGGCGGUCAUCUUACCGAAUUUGAUCCUGGGACUGGCGAGUCUGCCGCAGAGAUUGUUCCCCAGGUCGAGUCGCUUGGGCCAGAUCAAUACGGUUCAUUGGCUCGUUUCGAUUCUCCCCUUGAUCGUGGCGGAGAAUACGGCUUGGCCGAGUAAGCUGCAUCCCGCAAUACCGUAUUUUCUGAAAGCGCCGCAAGGGUUGUCGCCGGAGACCUUGGUGAGCCUCUACCCGCUCCAUCACGCGUUAAUGGUGCCGCUGCACUAUUUGACCACGACGAGCUUGUUGAUUUCGGAGCUGCAUCUACUCUCCGCCGCGCUGAUCAACUUGCUACUGCUUGCGGAAUCCCCUCAGGCCGUAAUCCUCAAAGCGUGUCUCUGGGUUGGAGGCGUCUCGCUCUUCGUAAUCUGUGGCCCGGUGCUACAUUGGAAUGUCCAAUUAGCGAGGAUCCCGAGAUGGAAACUGAGACGGCCAGGACAUACUGCUGAGGAGCGUAAGUCGCUCGUCGACGCGGUCUCGGAUCUCAUCAGUCUGCAGAGAGCUGCUGGUGCUUUCACUUCUUCUGGGGGAGUGGAGAGCGAUGCGGAUGAGGAUCUGCCGAGCAGGUCGAUCAAGCAUAAGUCUGCUAAAUCUGCGAACGGGAUGCCGAAGCUUAAUAUGGCGGGUCUGAAUUUGAAUGGAUCUGGACCGCGCACUGCUCUCGAACGCAGCGCUACGGUCUCUACUCAGAGAGUCGUCUCGACUGUGAAUGUCCCUCCGAGUCCGAGGAGGAGACGCAAUACGGUCCCCGGGCUGGAAUCGCGGGAAGAACCAAAAUCUCAACGGCCUGCUAGCAACAGACGCAAGACGAAAAAUUCGAGCCUGCUUUGGUGUUUGCAACUCACGCCGGAGCAAGCGCUGAAGAGGAAGUGGUACUAUGCGAGCUUUACGUAUCUCAUGAUCUGGAAUAUCAUCAUCGGUCCCGUGCAAUGGUAUGUUUCGGACCGGGCGUUUCUGCGUCGGCAGAACCCCGUUGGAUGGGCUGCUGGUUAUCUACUGGGACAGAUUCCCUGGGCGCGAGGACUGGUGCUACAAUCGGAUCUUCUCAAGAAAUGGGUCCCUCUGCCACCUCUCCCGGACUGGAGCAACCUUACCGCGACCCUGCCAGUCGACAUGGACGUACUACGAAACGAAAUUGGACGAUCGAAUACCCGCCUUCUCCUCAUCGUAUACUGGAUUGCAGUCCUGAUCGCGGGUCUCCUGGCGGUGUUCUCCCUCACGGCUUUCGUGGAAGUGGAUACCCGCCGGAAAGUGUUCCAUGGCGUUAUGGUCGCCAUGUUUGUGCCCACCGUCUUCAUCGACCCUUGCUACUGCUCCCUCGCCCUCUCCCUCGUUCUCGCCAUCUUCCUCCUCCUCGAGGUCAUCCGCGCAGGACAGGUCCCACCCCUGGGAAACGCGAUCGGCCGCUUCGUCGCCCCCUACGUCGACGGAAGGGACCUGCGAGGCCCCGUCGUCGUCAGCCACGUCUUCCUGCUCAUCGGCUGCGCCGUCCCGCUCUGGUUCUCCCUGGCCAGCAUGCCUCGCACCGCCGGCGAUUCCCCCUGGGGCGAAUGGGAAUUGGCCGGCAACGAGCGGGAAAUCGCCAUGGUGGCCGGCGUCAUCUGCGUCGGCAUGGGCGACGCGGCGGCCUCGCUCAUCGGGCGCCGCUACGGGCGCCGGAAAUGGCUCUGGGUGGGCGGCAAGAGUCUGGAAGGGAGUGCGGCUUUUGCGCUCGCCGUCACGGUGGGCUUGCUCGCGGCUAAAGGGUGGGAAGGUUUGGGUUGUUGGAAUAACAACAACAGCAACAAUAACAGCGACAGGAUCACAGGGGUGGUGGCGUUUUGGGGUUGGGGGUGGAGUGUUGUUGUUUUGGGCAAGGCCGCGGUUUGUGCGUGUGUGGCCAGUUUCCUCGAGGCUGUUCUUACGGGGGCGAAUGAUAACGUUGUGGUUCCCGUUGCGCUGUGGUUGGUUGUGAGGGGGGUGAGACUUUAG